Messenger RNA from Crotalus tigris (Tiger rattlesnake), 3485 nucleotides. RefSeq names its product interphotoreceptor matrix proteoglycan 1 (gene IMPG1). Gene Ontology annotation, biological process: visual perception. The coding region runs from base 228 to 2660 and encodes 810 amino acids. Lineage: Eukaryota; Metazoa; Chordata; Lepidosauria; Squamata; Viperidae. The record is from RefSeq and is a predicted model, not a curated record. The transcript has 17 exons.
UGUUCGGGUUUUCUCCCGCGUAAAAUUGGAAGUGUCUUGGCGACGUUUCGACGAAAUCCCAUUCGUCAUCUUCAGGCUGGUGUCUUCAGCUUCGUGCUUCGAGCAGCAAAUAUAUAUAUUUGGAGGCACAUUUUCUAAAAAGUCAACUAGUAGGAGAUUCGGGCAUUUUACUGCCUUACUUUAAAGGGAAAUCUCUUGUUAAGUCAUUUCUAAUUCAUUUUUUCUGCAUGACUACUCAUGAAAAUUGUGAAGGGCAUUUUUUUAGGGGGGAGAAAGAUCCAAUGUUUUUCAAAAUUGGAUUAAUGUGUCUUAUAAUUUGUUUUGCACUCCAAGUUCAAGGAAGCAAAGAACCCUCUAAUAAAAUUAACCAUAAUGAAGCCAAACAUCUGACAGAUGAUUCAGGCUCUGAAAAGUCAGAAAACUUGGCAAAGAGGUCCAAAGUGUCAACUAUUCGGAGGGUAUUUGACAUGGCCAAACAUCGAACCAAGAGAUCCUCUUUUAUCUCAACUGGAGUGAAGGUCUGCCCUCAAGAAUCAAUAAAGCAAAUUUUAGCAAGCCACCAAGCUUAUUAUAGGCUAAGAGUUUGCCAGGAAGCAGUAUGGGAGGCUUUCCAGAUCUUUUUGGAUCGGAUUCCAGGUACAACCGAAUAUCAGAACUGGGUGACAGCUUGUCAGAAAGAAACUUUCUAUAUAUUUGACAUUGGGAAAAAUUUUAGUAAUUCCCAAGAACACCUGGAGAUAAUUCAAAGGAGAGUAAAGCAUAGGACAUUCCAGGAUAGAAAAGAGGACAUUUCUGCAGAAAAAUCCAGUGGCAAGAAAUCUGAAGAACCACCUUCUGUCGCUACAGUGAUCUCUACAGAUACCAUUGUGAAUGAGAUUGUCAAUGACAGCAAAACAUCAGGAAAGCUAAAGCUAGAAGUUCCAAACAUCAUUUCCAAGCUGCCUGUGGAGCAGACAGUGGAGUUCAGUGUCACUCUCAACAACCAAGAGUAUACACCAGACCUGAAUAACCCAGCUUCUCCUCUGUAUCAGAAACUAGCAGCAAAAUAUCAGCUCCAGAUGCAAAAGAUAUUUGAAAAACUUGCAGGUUUCAAAGAAAUUCGUGUCUUAGGAUUUAGACAGAAGAAGGAAAAAGAUGGGACAAGCAGCACUGUGGCACAAUAUAUUGUCAAUUUUGCAAGAGAUGGUUCAGAAUUACCUGCAGGUGGUACUGACACCCAAAAAAUUGAAAGCGAGAAGAGCACUCUUGGUGAAGAGAGGGAGAUGCCUACAUUUGUACCGAAAAUAACAGACCUCGAGCAGAUCGUUGCCAAACUCCUACAAGAAGAUAAAUCAUCAUUUGUGGACUUUGAAACACUCCAGUUUAAGGAUGAAAUCAUCAGGCCGUCUAGUGAUAUAAAUAAUGAUAUGCAGUCAAUGGUAACAGAUGCUCUAGCUGGAGCUGAGUUGACCUCUGAAAUGUCUUUCAUUUAUGCAAAUGUAGCAACAGUGACAAAAUCCUUUAUUGAAGUAGAUUAUCCAGUCUCCACCAUGUCUUCUACUGUCUUGGAUACCACAGGGAUUCUCUUUCCUUCAACAUUUAAAGAAAUCACUACUCAGAAGAUUGAAGAUGAAAUGACAAAAUAUCCAAUUCCCAGCAUCCUGCCCGAACAAGAGGAAAAGACUACAGAACAACUGGAAUCUUCGGGGGAGGAGGAUUUGCUGCCCUUGACCACAAUGCCAUCUGUCAUUCAUUCCACUGUUCUUCCACGAGAUGAUAUUUUAGAGCCUACAGAUCAAUUGACUUUAUUGCCAGAAGAUACCUCCAGUGGCCCUUCCACUGACAUGGACCAAGUUUUUGAAGCAACAAGCUCCAUGUGGGCAACCUCAACUGGUUUUGAAAUGGGAGUUGCCACUGACUUAGUUAUCACUGACAUGAUGGCCCCAGUGGCGGAGGAGGAGGAGGAGGAGGAGGAAAAGGAGGAGGAGAAGGAGGAUGAGGAGGGAAGUGGCUACCAUACAUUGCCAGAAACCCAAGGUAUGACUCCAACUCCUUCCUUGAAGUAUAUAACCACAAGCUCCAUGACAGCUGCAAUCCAAGGCCAAGAGCUGGUGGUAUUCUUCAGCUUGAGGGUGACCAACAUGCACUUUUCCAAUGACCUCUUCAAUCAGAGUUCUCCUGAGUACAAAGCACUUGAACAACAGUUCGUACAGCUGCUGGUUCCAUACCUACAAUCCAAUCUUACAGGAUUUAAGCAGUUGGAAAUACUGAAUUUCCGAAACGGAAGCGUGAUUGUGAAUAGUAAAAUGAGGUUUGUGGAGUCAGUGACAUACAACAUCACAGAGGCUAUUCACUUUGUGUUGGAAGACUUCUGCGAUACAGUAGCUCAGCAUCUUAACCUGGAAAUUGACAGCUCUUCUCUUGAAAUAGAGCCAGCGCAUCAAGCGGACCCUUGCAAGUUCUUGGCAUGUGAUGAAUUCUCACAGUGCCUAAAGAAUGACUGGACAAAGGAGGCAAUUUGUCUUUGUAAACCCGGUUAUGUAAGAAAAGAUGGCCCACUUUGCCGUAGUAUAUGUGAGAUGGAGCCCCACCUUUGUGCUAACAGUGGCAAAUGUGAAUUGGUUCCAGAAAGAGGUGCAGUGUGUAGGCCCCAGGAUACAAAACAAAAAAUAACAAGUUAGCAUCUGAAAUUCUGAAUCCCAGAGUCCAUGAAGGUGCUUUAGGAACAGGAUCUCUUCUAACAUGGAAGCUCAGUGGAAUCUUUGAGGAAGGAGAACUACAAAAUCCAUCUUUUUCUUCCCCAGAAAAAUAUGGAACAUUUUAACUGAAGUUUAUCUCUGCCAUUUUUUAAAAAAUAGGCAGAAGCUGCAAUUAAUUUCCUCAAAACUAACUUCAUAGCAUCCUUAUCAACAUGAAUGCAAUGCUAAAUGUAACGUAUUUUGUAGAUACUCAGAUACUCCGUGUGAUAAAUAUUUUUGUUGCUUAGUUGUAAGUCAAGUCCAUGUAUUACAUGUUCAAAUGUGGCAAAAGUUCUAAGUUCCAACAGCAGUGACAUAUGAUGGGUCCUUGCACUUACAACAGUUGUAGCAUCCUACAGUCAUGUGUUUGCCAUUUGCAAUCUUCCCAGCUAUCAUCUAAUCAGCAAAGUCAAUGGGGAAGCCAGCAGGAGUUGGCAAAUGUCACACAAAGCAUAAUGACUAUUCGAAUUUAAAGAUUUAUUUUUUAAGGAAUCUGACUGUAAAUAUCAAGCUACUUUUAGGAAGAAAUAUGUUUGCUGUUAUCGUUAAAUAUAUAAGUUCCAUAGAAUAGAGACACUGAAACAUAAAUAUGAUUGUUAGUUCUGUAUAAGACUUAUCUUCCUAUCUAUGGGAGCAUUUAGCUUUAAACUGCUCUUUAGAAGGCCAGAUCCUAAAGUUGAAACUCGAAUACUUUGGCCACCUAAUGAGAAGGAAGGACUCACUGGAGAAGAGCCUAAUGCUGGGAAAGAUUGAGGGCAAUAGAAGAAG